AUGCGAUUCGUAGGAAGCGAAGAUCACGAACAAGUGUGGAGAAGAGCUGGCAAACAAGAUUUAGACAGUAAUACAACACAAACUAGUCUACAAAACACAACUACUGAUGCUUUUUAUUAUCUUGAUGAUCUUCUUGCUCGUGAUGCUGAUUCUACUCAUUAUGAUGCUGCCCGUACUCAUGCUGUUGCUCGUGCUGCCGAGAGUGCUUAUCUUGCUGCUCGUGAUCAUCUUGAUGAUGAUGCUGCCCGAGAUGCUGCUCGUUGUGCUGCUCGUGCUGCUCUUGAUUCGUAUGAUUCUGCUGCUGGUGCAGAUGCCUAUGCCGCUGAUCUUAUAGGUCGUACUUUUGAGGGUAGCGCUAAUAUUUUUGAUAAUGCUGAUGCCGUUGCUGCUCAUGUUCGUUCUUUCACUGCUGGUGCUGGUCUUGCUCCUAAUCGUGCUGCGCUUCGUACUGGUCGUCUUCGUGCUCUUGCUGCUGCAGUUGCGCUUCCUCAUUUUGAUUUCCUUGCUCUUGAUCGUUCUGAUGCUGCUCUUAUGCCGGCUGUUGAUAAUAAUAUUCUUAAUGAUAGUCACCUUCGUGAUGUUCUUGCUACUUUUCUUGAAAUAGGGCGUAGUUCUUUGGCUGCUGUUGGUGGUGCUGCUGGUGCUGUUGGUCCUGCUGAUCGCGAUGGUUAUGAUGAAGACUGGGAAUAG
This is a messenger RNA of Rotaria sp. Silwood2, 690 nucleotides long. NCBI's taxonomy places the organism in Eukaryota, Metazoa, Rotifera, Eurotatoria, Philodinida, Philodinidae. The record is from the annotation of a GenBank genome assembly.